AAGUAGCUUAACCAUGGCUUAUCGUUACACAUCCUUUUUGGCCAUUGGCUGUAUGCUGGUCACCAUUGGCUGUAAUGCUGCAGCCAUUCAAGACAAUGGGGUGGCCGAGCCACGCAUUCACUCAUCGGAGGAACUGAUUUCGACCAUUGUGGAAGAUUGUUUCCAUGCAAAUGCCAUGCAUUGCUUGCAAGAGAAAGUUUUGACCUAUUUGGAUACGGUGGCUGGUGUAGAUGAGGAUGUAAGUGGUCGCGCUCUCAGUGAUGAUGUUGUGGAUAAGGUUAUUGUAGAUCGUGUGGCCCGCAUCUUGAAUGCCAACGAAAUUCGUGUUCAAUUGCCUCAGACUUUCUUUGCCAAUUCUGUAAUCUCUUAUCGUGCUGAUCGUGGUUUCGAUUUGGAACUUCCUCAAAAUGAAGGUAAGGUUGAGUCAGAGACUCGUGACCGCAAGAAGGAUGACAACAACAAAGCUUUCUUGCCCUUGUUGUUAUUGAUGAAAUUGAAAAUGAAGGUGGUCAUGCCCAUCUUGAUGGGUUUGAUUGGACUUAAAGCUACCAAGGCUUUGAUUUUGUCUAAAAUCGCCAUCAAGUUGGUCUUGGGCUUCCUCAUCUAUAACAUUAUUCAAAAAUUGGGUGGCAUGAAAAUGACCAUGCAACCCAUGAUGCCUCCUAUGCCCGCUGCCGAAUAUGGUGUACCCACCACCACAGCCUCCUCUUAUGAUCCCAGCAGUUGGGAACCCUCCAACGGUGGUCCCUAUGCUCGUGCUGAUGCCCAAUAUAUGGCCUACAACAACUAUCAUCCCAGCAGCAGCAGCAGCACUGGUAGCAGUUCGCACUCGAGCACCGGCUCCUCAGCGUCUUCCAGCAGCUACAGCAGUUCUUCUUAAAAAUCUGAAAAUCUAAGCGGCAAACAGGAGAACCAAACGAAAUUCUCCUUUGUCCCUUGGUUAAAACAAACUCAUGUUAGAUGAUUGAGUCAUCCUUGUCCUCUGAAGAACAAAAACCCUUAGGUACAAUGCGUGAAAAGGAUAUUGGUAACCCUGCCAUACAAAAUAAUAUUCUUUUAUUUUUAUGGUAAUUGUAAAUUAUUGUAUUUAUUUAUGAAAUUUUCUAUUCAUUUUCACACCAAAACUCUUUGAUAAGAGCCCAUGUAAGCCAUAAACUUUCGAACUUUUCUAGUCUAUUCACUUAGGUAUUCUUCAACUUUAUUUC
This is a messenger RNA of Stomoxys calcitrans (stable fly), 1205 nucleotides long. RefSeq lists its product as uncharacterized. NCBI's taxonomy places the organism in Eukaryota, Metazoa, Arthropoda, Insecta, Diptera, Muscidae. The record is from RefSeq and is a predicted model, not a curated record. Bases 14 to 880 code for a protein of 288 amino acids. The transcript has 2 exons.